UGUGGGGAUUAGCCUCGAUUCGAGAGUGCCACUAAACCACAGAGACUCCUAAUGCGUUGCGCCACCAAAAGCAGAUCCCCGAAAGAACCAAGCAAAAAAAAGUGAACCCAAAUGAAGGCUCCGCCAUCCGUGGAACAUGGUGACAACAAUUAAGAUAACCUGCGAUGGGAUCUUCAUUCAAUCCUCAUCGAACUCCGAUCUCAUGCCCACGCCAGCGGCAGGCGCAGCACCCGGUGGAGCAUCAUCCCUGCCAGGAUUGCGGGGAGCAGCGGAAUCCCUUGGAUCAGACCACAAUCUAAACGAAAGCGACAAUUCGCAGACGAGCAGCGGCAGCCAGAGCGCCUCCAGCCACGGCAGGCGAUCCCAUCGAUCGGCAGGCGGCGGCGGAGGAGAAGGAGGAACAGGAGGUCGCCAGGAUCCUCGGAGGCGGUACUAUUUCGGCAGCAAGGACAUCUACUGGUGCAAGCAGAGCCUUGCGCCUGGUGGGGGCGGAUUGACGCGCAGCGCCAGCAGCGUCACCCACAAGGAAUCCAAAUCCACGAGCGGCACCCUCUCGGGGGGUCAGGUGAUAGCCAAGGCACGCCGCAAGCCGAUCCUCCUCUGCAGCAGCCUCAGCGCCGCCUACGCCCCGCCGCGUCGCAAGGAGUUCUACUUUUGCGACAAGUUUGCUCCCACGAGCAGCGGAAGAAGCGCCACCCCUACCAAAAGUGCAGCAGCCGUGCCUCCAGCUGCAGCCGCAGCCGCAGCCGCAGCCCCCACGGCCCAACCCAUUGAUGCCCGUUUGCUGAACUUCCUAAGGAGCGCCCAUCGAAAGUUCCAGGCGGCCAAGAGCAGAUCGGAGCAGCAGCAGACCAGCAGUCACACCAAAGAGAGAUCGUCGACGUCGUCCAGAGGAAAGGGCCCGGCCAGGCCAGCCGCCCAGACCCCGACCCAGAGCCAGACCCAUCGCUCCCUUCCGCCCAUCGUGACGACCGAUGAUUGGUUUGACGAGGACGAAGCCUUAGAGAAGGAAAACUGCAAAGCAGGAAAACAGCAGAAGAAACCCAAGGAGAAGCUUCACUCGAGGACAUCUUCGGGCGAGGGCCAGGACCUGAUCACAGUUGAGAUCAAGCAAGGACAUUUAAGGAAGCUCUCAAAGGCCAAAGAUACAGAUACAGAUAGAGAUACAGUAGAUAGAGUAGAUACAGGUACGACUGGCACGCCACAAGCAGCGUCACCGGCUAUGAACAGUCACGCGACCGCCACACAGAACGGACAAACAACGGUCGUCGGACACCAUCGCGGAUUCUCGCAGCCAUCGGUGACGGUGGCCGCCGCAGCAACGGCGACGGGCAGCACAUCGGGGGAUCCAUGGUUCCUGCAGACCACCGGGCACCAGAUGCCGCCAACAGCACCGCUGCGUCACAACAAGCGGCCGGCGCCACAGCCGAAUGUCGCCGGGAUCGUAGGAGGAGGAACGGGAGCCGUGGGGGCCGUGCUGCUCCACCAGCAACAGUUGAGCCAAUCGCAGCCGCACAUUGUGCCGCCGAGCAUACCGCCCCACCAUCACCAUCAUCGCGAGAACAAUGUGCAUCCCAGCCAGGCCGGAGGGGCGGCGUCAGCGGUCGCCUUGCAUUUGUCAUCGCAUGCGCUUAAUAGUCAUAAUUUAAUCAGCAGCAGCAGCACCAGCAAUCACCAAUCGCCCAAAUCCCCCAGCCAGACACAGCAGCAGCAGCUACAGCAGACGACGCAACUGCAGCAGCAGCAGCAACAGCAGCAGCCACCACAUAGUAUACUUUCCACAUUUGCUCCUGUGGCUGCCGCACAGCCGCCUGCCCAGCCAGCGGGGGCGGGUGUGGGGGUAACCGCCGCAGCCGUGGCCGCCGUUGCCCAGCAGCAACAGCAGCAGCAUCUCCAGCUGCUGGCCAACUGUGCUGCUGCGUCCGGCGGUAAUCUGAUGUCCUCCUCGAUGAAUGCCGCUCAAAUGGCCCUGCAUGCCGCCGAGCGGGCGCUGCCGCCAAAGAGCCUCGCGCUGAGUGGGAGCCAGCACGGCAGCAACAUGCUGCUGCACACUGUGGCCCCCACCGGCAGCUCCUCCGGCACCCAAGUGCCGCCCCAGCCAUCAUCCGGCGCCAGUGGGACGGCGGGCAUGUCCACUUCCCUGCACAGCUUCGACAUCAACGGGGCAGCGGGAUGCGGAGGAGGCGUGAAUGUGAACGCGGCAAGCUCUUGGUCGAGCGGCUCCACCACAGCCAUGAACCAUGCAGCCUCCCUAUCGCCAACAGCUCUAGCCCCGCAGCAGCUGCGGAAGUGCGAGGUGAAGCUGAAUGCCAUGCCGUGGUUCCAUGGCAGCAUAACGCGCGACGAGGCGGAGCAUCUGCUGCAGCCGCGCGAGGAUGGGCUCUUUCUGGUGCGCGAAUCCACAAACUUUCCGGGGGACUACACGCUCUGCGUCUGCUUUCAGUCGAAGGUGGAGCACUAUCGCGUCAAGUAUCUGGAGAAUAAGCUAACAAUCGAUGACGAGGAGUACUUUGAGAAUCUGGGGCAACUUGUAGCGCACUACGAAGCAGAUGCGGAUGGGCUGUGCACGCAGCUGAUCAAGUGUUUGCCAAAGCUGGGGAAGCAGGAGUUUUGCAUCAAUUCCAAGGACUUCGUGGACAAGGGAUGGGUCAUACCCGAAGCAGAGCUGCAGCUGCGCGAGAGCAUUGGCAAGGGGGAGUUCGGGGAUGUGAUGCUGGGCAUUCUACGCAACGAGAAGGUGGCCGUCAAGAUGCUCAAAGAUGAGGGCGCCGUCCAAAAGUUUCUGGCCGAGGCAUCCGUCAUGACCACUCUGGAGCACGAUAACCUGGUCAAGUUCAUUGGUCUGGUGUUCACCAGCAAGCAUCUGUAUCUGGUUACGGAAUACAUGAGCAAGGGAUCACUGGUUGAUUACCUACGUUCGCGCGGACGACAGCACAUAACCAAAAAGGAUCAAAUCAUAUUUGCCUUCGACACUGCCUCUGGGAUGGAGUAUCUGGAAGCCAAAAAGGUUGUGCAUCGCGAUCUGGCUGCGCGCAAUGUCCUCAUAUCCGAGGACUGUGUGGCCAAGGUAUCCGAUUUCGGUUUGGCACGCGAGGAAUGCUAUAAUCUCGAUGUUGGCAAGCUGCCCAUCAAAUGGACAGCACCCGAGGCGCUCAAGAAUGGGCGCUUCUCCAACAAAUCGGACAUGUGGAGCUUUGGCAUACUCCUAUGGGAAAUCUACUCCUUUGGGCGUGUGCCUUAUCCCAGAAUUCCCCUGGCCGAUGUCGUCAAACACGUAGAAGUUGGCUACAAAAUGGAAGCGCCCGAGGGCUGUCCACCGGAAAUAUACGAAAUGAUGCGCCAGGCAUGGGAUCUGAAUCCGGCCAAACGACCCACAUUCGCAGAGCUGAAAGUGAAGCUGCAGCUGCUGAACAAUGCCACAGCGUGAGGAGAUCCCAGAGGAUCCAAAGCGAACUUCAAGCAGCACUAAAACGAGGAAGGGCGCCGCCCCCAGAAAGGGUAAAGAGCCCUUGCCCUUCGAGACUCCAGACUCCAGUGGAAGCUGGACACUGGACACUGGACAUGACACAGAACGCAACAAUUUUUCGUACGAUUAUAUACAUGGAAUAUAUAUAUAACAACUAAUUUACCACAAAAUUUAUUUACAUAUAUAAUUUAUGGAGUAAGUUUUGUAAGCGUAAACGUAGGCCUAAGCUAAAGAAGGAGAACCCAACACAAUCAAUCAAUCAUCCAAAUGUGACUCCAGAUGUUAGUGAGAGUCCGUCCCCCAGCCACAGCCCCCACAGCUUCGCUUCCGACAUAUACAAUAUAACGUUGUACGCGCGAGUAUCUCAAUAAAUUUGAAUCAUAAAUUAACCAGCAGAAGAUGAGAGAGGGAGAGGAGUUUAGAGGCAGAGGCAGAGGAGGAUACUCGUACUACUACUACUACUACUACCUUUAAUUGCAACAUUAAUUACAUUAUUAUAUGUUAUGUGUACACUCUUCCGAUCAACGUUUCUUCGCUUCUCUGGAAAUUCGUAAAUCAAAUCGUUAUAAUCGUAUCAUUUAUGUUAUAGAAUACGCAUACAUAUGAGUGCCCCCUCCCCCGCCUGACCACCAACCCGGCUGAGGAGUGGGCGCAUGUCUAAAUCAAUUGUUUAUAGAAUGUUUCGUCUCUUAAGUUUUAUUCUACGACUAGUUCUUUAUACACUACUUUUCUGUUGACCAUUUCUGUUUGUAGCACAAAAGAUGAGCGGGAAGAGAACUUGUCCAACAAGUUGUCGGGGUGGGGAGGGAAGGGGAGGGGAGGCAAAAGGCAAGCAGAAAGUUAGUUAAAUUUAGUUACAUUUAUUUGUAUGGAAAAUAUAAAAAAAAUCAAAAAGGAAAAACCAACAAAAAUUAUGCAAUGGAAAAGGAUUGAAAUGGAAAAAAAAAUCAAAACAAAAAACACUUGUGAAAAUAUGCAUUAAAAUGAAUACACACACACACACACACACAUAAUACGGAUAAGAAUACGAAUACACUUAAUCGUCGUACAUAAACUAUGCAUGUAUUUAGCAUAUACCGAUUAAUUAUCAUUAAUUAUCGAUAUACAAAUACUAUCAAUUAUCGCAAGCGCAAAUUGAAAUUCCUUAAUUUGUUCGGUCCAUGUCCAAGGAAUCUCUCUCCUUCUCUGUACUCCUACUCCUAGAACGCGAUGCAGCUAGCGGAAAGGCAAAGGAAACAAAAAAAAAUUGUAAUUUAUUUUUUAAAUAUAUACCACGUAAUUUACUUAACACGUACGUAAUGUUUACGUUUACGUUUACGGCGCAUUCUUGUACAUUUGCGAUUUGCUUUUUAAUAUCCUGUCCCCCGAUUAGCCCACACUUUGCUUUAACACUUACAUUUAUACUAUAUAUUUUAUACACACCAACAAAACACAUACACACACACGUCCACAUGACACACAUUAAUUAUAAUUAAUUAAUUUUAAAGUUAUUAUUUUUUUAAAACACAUCAAACAUAAAACAAUCAAUCAAUCAAUGUGAAGCGCGACCCAAGUUCGUUCUCUUUAAGCCACACGCCACACACACAAAUUGCACUUAAAAAAAUACAAGGACGACAAGAAGGUGAUUUAAGGAAGGAAGGCAGCCGCCAGAGCAGCAGUUCUGAAACUUUUAAUAAAAGUAAAAAAUACCA
Drosophila miranda is the source of this 5157-nucleotide messenger RNA. RefSeq lists its product as uncharacterized. The record is from RefSeq and is a predicted model, not a curated record. Gene Ontology annotation, molecular function: protein tyrosine kinase activity; ATP binding. Bases 137 to 3427 code for a protein of 1096 amino acids. NCBI's taxonomy places the organism in Eukaryota, Metazoa, Arthropoda, Insecta, Diptera, Drosophilidae. Gene Ontology annotation, biological process: protein phosphorylation. The transcript is spliced from 9 exons.